ACCUUAAGUUGGUUUGCCAUCCGACAUUAAAACAAGGAAGUGUGAAUCUGUAACAAGUACUACUUUUUCAGUGUUACUUAUUCACUCUUUGAGGCCUUUUACUACUGCAGUGACUUCUCCUGUUUGUGCUGUAGUAGGCCUAUGUGUGGAGCUAAAGACCUUCUCUGAGGAUAAAGACUUUCUCUGAAGAACUAUUACACCUUCAGAAGAGCAGUGUCAUGGAUGUCUCAGACACAGACUCUGACACUAAUUCAAACUCCUCUGCACAUGAGAGAACUAGGACAAACCCACCACGGCUUGCAAAGAGUAGAGCGGGGCCCAACAGUCAAUCAGGAAAAGAGCAAAGUUAUAUAAACAUACAGACAGGUUAUGAAUCUUCACGCUCACGGCCCAAUUUUAAUCAAGAUGAACCCGAUUUUUCCAGCAGUUCAAGACAAAGACAGAAACAAGGAGAAGGACAGGAGAAGAAAAAAAAGUCUGACAAGUUAAAGGAAAUGACAGAGAAGAACAAACUACUUGAGAGAUCGUUAGAAGAGGAGAAGAAAAUGAAGACCGAAACGGAGGAGAAGAACAAGAAACUUGAGAGAUCGUUAGAAGAGGAGAAGAAAAUGAAGACCGAAACAGAGGAGAAGAACAAACUACUUGAGAGAUCGUUAGAAGAGGAGAAGAAAAUGAAGACCGAAACGGAGGAGAAGAACAAGAAACUUGAGAGAUCGUUAGAAGAGGAGAAGAAAAUGAAGACCGAAACGGAGGAGAAGAACAAGAAACUUGAGAGAUCGUUAGAAGAGGAGAAAAAAAUGAAGACCGAAAUGGAGGAGAAGAACAAACUACUUGAGAGAUCGUUAGAAGAGGAGAAGAAAAUGAAGACCGAAAAGGAGGAGAAGAACAAGAAACUUGAGCGAUCGUUAGAAGAGGAGAAGAAAAUGAAGACCGAAAUGGAGGAGAAGAACAAGAAACAUGAGAGAUCGUUAGAAGAGGAGAAGAAAAUGAAGACCGAAACAGAGGAGAAGAACAAACUACUUGAGAGAUCGUUAGAAGAGGAGAAGAAAAUGAAGACCGAAACGGAGGAGAAGAACAAGAAACUUGAGAGAUCGUUAGAAGAGGAGAAGAAAAUGAAGACCGAAACGGAGGAGAAGAACAAGAAACUUGAGAGAUCGUUAGAAGAGGAGAAGAAAAUGAAGACCGAAAUGGAGGAGAAGAACAAGAAACAUGAGAGAUCGUUAGAAGAGGAGAAGAAAAUGAAGACCGAAAUGGAGGAGAAGAACAAACUACUUGAGAGAUCGUUAGAAGAGGAGAAGAAAAUUAAGACCAAAAUGGAAAAGGAGACUGCACGAAUUGAGAGGUUGUUAAAGACUGAGAUUAAAGAGAGGACUAAAAUGGGAGAGAAGAACUCGGAACUUGAGAGAUCGUUACAGGAGGCAGAUCGUAAUAACAGAAAAUUAAAGUCUUUCACUUGGAUAGCCUCUGUGCUGGUUCUGGUUCCACUGUGUAUUGGAUUGCGCUUAGCUUUCAAAGGACAUGAGAUGAAUCAUCAUGAGCUUAGACUGAUGUUGGUGGGGAAAACUGGAGCAGGAAAGAGCGCAUCAGGAAACACCAUCCUGGGUGAAGAGGCCUUCAGAGUCGAGGCAUCUCCUGCAUCUGUGACCACAAGCUGUAUGAAGAAGAACAAAGUCCUGGAUGGAAGAAACAUCACCAUAAUUGACACUCCUGGUGUCAUGGACACAUGGUUACUAUCUAACCAAACGGCCCACCAUGCACAUGAAUGUAUCUCCAUGUCUUCUCCUGAUUCUCAUGUGUUCCUGCUGGUGAUCAGACUGGGAAGGUUCACAGUGGAGGAGAGCAGUGCUGUGAAGUGGAUUCAGGAGAACUUUGGAGAAGAAGCUCUGAAGUUCACCAUGAUUCUGUUCACUGGUGGAGAUCUUCUGGAAGGGAAGCCAGUGCAGAAGUUUAUCAGUAAUAGUUAUGAUCUCCAGAAUCUUGUAGAUACCUGUGAAGGUAGAUAUCAUGUUUUUAACAACUAUGAUGAAAGUAACCGCACUCAAGUCACAGAGUUAUUUGAAAAGAUAAAUGUAAUACUACACAAGAACAUGGGUUACUUUUACACAAAAGAGGUUCAUCAGAAGGUCCAGAGAAGCACCAGAGAAGAGGAAGAGAGGAAGAGAGUGAUUUUAGAGAAAGAGAUUAAAAUGGAGGAAGAGAAGAAGAGAAUGAUGUUGCAAGAAGAGAUCAAAACAGUGGAAGAGAAGAAGAGAGCCGUGAUGGAGAAACUGAUCAGAGAAGAAGGGAAAAUUCAAGUUGAACAGCUAGCAAGUGAGGUGAAAGCAGAGGCACAGAGAGAGUGUAACAUCAGAGAGGGAGAAAUCAGACAUGAAGAGGAAUUAAAUAGGAAACUUGUAGAAGAAGAGAUGAAGAUGGAGGAGAGGAGGAAGGUGAAUGAGAUGGCAAUUAAACUGAGAGAUGAACAAUUAGAGAACAAAAAUCUUAAGGCAGAGUUAGAACAUGCUAAUAGUACAUCUUUCUGGUUAAUGGUCUCAAUUGGCAUACUCAUUCUAUUUCUGGUGCUUGUAAUGACGAACAACAAAAAAAGAAAAUAGCUGAAUCAUUAGGCUAAGGAGCUAAAAUAGGAUCCCUGCUAUCUUUAAAAUUAACAGCAAAUUGAAAUUAAACUCCCCCAUUUUCCUGUGCAAGUCAUUUAAUUUUCCAUAUGGUCUUACAGAUGAUAAUAAUGAUUUGCAGGACCCGAUUUAUAUGUGAAGUUAUGAAUGUUAACUUUAAUUAAAACUUUCAUUGAAAUACUCUAAAUUCAAAGGCCAAAAAAUUCUGAGCUGAUGCACCUUGUCAGAUGUCAUUUAUUUUGUGGGGUUUUUAAAAAAAAUUGAACUAAAUGACUGAAAUUGCUCAUUUUGUUCAAAUUACAGAUAUGUACAGUGAGCUCCAGACUUAUUGACACCCUUUCAGAGAACAGGCAAAAACUAUUAGAUAUCAGAUCUCACAGUUGGCUUGGGAUUGUACAUCACUUUGAAUGAAAGCAGUAGGCCAAGUGAAGUAAAUGGAAGAGAGAGCCUACUGCCACUGCAACCCCCACUAAAAAAAUGCAGUAAGAAAAUGAAUGAAAUUGUGGUGUUAGACGAGACCAACAUCAUGAUCUGGUGAAAAGUGGGAACUUCAUAAAGGACCAAACACUUAUUAUGGGAAAAACUUGAAACAUGCCAGUAGGCACUUCUGAAACAUGCCAGUUGGUGGACUGGCUAAGAUAAAUUGUCCCUAGUUGUGAAUAAGUGUGUGAAUGGUGUCGUGUGAUGGACUGGCUUCCCAUCCAGGGUGUAUUCCUGCCUCAUACUCAGUGCUCCUGGGAUAGGUUCCAGAUUCACCCUAACCCAGACAAGGAUAAAACAGUUACACAGUUACUGAGUGAGAGAGCGUUUUAUUCAAAUAAAUCUAUACAAGGUUUCCAUUUGUUCAUUUUAUAUAUUCAUUUUAUAUCUUAUUUUUCAGAAUCAAUUGAAUUGUGUAUGAUUAUUUAAAAUGAUACAUUUUUGUAAUAAGUGAAGGAUAGAAUAAAAAGCAAGGAGAUUUUUUUUA
This is a messenger RNA of Ictalurus punctatus (channel catfish), 3582 nucleotides long. RefSeq lists its product as uncharacterized. The transcript has 7 exons. Lineage: Eukaryota; Metazoa; Chordata; Actinopteri; Siluriformes; Ictaluridae. The record is from RefSeq and is a predicted model, not a curated record. Bases 219 to 2594 code for a protein of 791 amino acids. Gene Ontology annotation, molecular function: GTP binding.